UCACGGGGCUCAGCGUUGGCACUCUGUUCUCUGUCCUGCUCUUCAAACGACGUGUAUGGCCCAUAGUGUUUGGAGCAGGAAUGGGGAUGGGCAUGGCGUGUUCCAACUGCAAACACGACUUCAGUUCACCGUACCUGCUACCUGGACACAUGGUGAAGGAUCAGUAGAUGAGUCCCGUCUCCUGUUCUACUGUGUUUGACAGUUGUCUCCAGGCUCUGUGUGUGUGUGUGACAGAAUCUUUAAUAAAGUUGAAAUAAUGCAAACAGAA
Ictalurus punctatus (channel catfish) is the source of this 268-nucleotide messenger RNA. Its product is annotated as MICOS complex subunit MIC10. Lineage: Eukaryota; Metazoa; Chordata; Actinopteri; Siluriformes; Ictaluridae. Gene Ontology annotation, cellular component: MICOS complex; mitochondrion; mitochondrial inner membrane. The record is from RefSeq and is a predicted model, not a curated record.